UUUUUGUAGAAAAAUUCUGUUAAGAAUUCAACAUUUUAAUCGAGUUUUGGCAUUAAAAAAAUCCUGCAUACUCGCACAGAAGGUCCUAUUUUAGAGUUUAAAAUGAAAUAUUAUUGUUUUAUUAUUUUGACAUAUUUAUAUAUGUAUAUAGCCCAUGUUGUUGCUACAUAAUGUGAACUGUAGAGGUAUAAAUUAAAGGAAAUAAUCAUUAAAACAUUAAACAUUAAAACAUGCAUACAGUUUGUAGAUAUUAAGCAUCAGUAAGUUAAGUAAAUGCCUCUGUGGCCGCAGGGUGGCGCUGUGUGACAGGUUACUGCCUGUUGUUUUCUCCCUCUCUCUUCACUAAUGACAUGGAGAGUCUCUUUAAUUGACUGUUUGUCUGUCUGGAGACUCACUUCGCUGCUCUGAGCGUCAUUUUGCUCUGGAUGAGUUUUCUCGACACACUUUGGAUUUCACAUCGCAUCUCCACCGCCAGGACGCUCAAUCCUCCAACAAGUUAUCUCCCAGCAGCUUCAGGGAAAAAGUUGGAAGACACUGUGUCUUCCUGUCUGUGUGUGUUUGUGUGUGUGUGUGUGUGUGUGUCUUCAUAUACUGAAUGAAAAAGUGUGUGUGCUGUCAGUGAGAGUGGCAGCUUGUAGAUGUGCAUGUGUGUGUGUGUGUGUGUGUGUGUCCAUCCACUGCAGCAGCAUGUUGCCCCCUGUGAAGAAGGACCGGGUCAUUACUCAUCUCCCAAGGUGUUUUAGUCCACAUGCAGCGCUGCACACCAAAGAUGGCUUCCACCCGCAGGUGAAGGCUGUGUGCCAGGUACAGAAGGCAGGCACAGUGAACUUCAACAUCGCCAAGGUCAUCGUAGUCGGAGAUGUCGCGGUUGGGAAAACGUGUCUAAUCAGCAGGUUUCGUAAGGGCGUGUUUGACAAGAACUACAAAGCGACCAUCGGGGUGGACUUUGAGAUGGAGCGCUUCGAGGUGCUCGGCGUUCCCUUCAGUCUGCAGCUGUGGGACACGGCCGGUCAGGAGCGCUUCAAAUGCAUCGCGUCAACAUAUUACAGAGGAGCACAAGCCAUCAUAGUGGUGUUUGACUUGAGCAGUGUGAGCUCUUUAGCACACGCCAGGCAGUGGCUGGAGGACGCCAUGAAGGAAAACGACCCGUCCAGUGUUUUAUUGUUCCUCGUCGGCACCAAGAAGGACCUCAGUGUGGAAUAUCUGAGCGACGGCCUGAAGAUUUCCUCACUUCUGUCUGUUUGUUUCACUCCUCAGUCUCCUGAUCAGCUGUCUCAGGUGGAGGAGGAGGCCAUCAGACUGUCAGAGGAAAUCAAAGCUGAGUACUGGGCUGUGUCUGCCAAGUCAGGAGACGGCGUCCGGGAGUUCUUCUUCCGCGUGGCCUCUCUGACUUUCGAGGCCAACGUUUUGUCCGAGCUGGAGAAGAGCGGCGCGAGGCACGUGGGUGACAUCAUCAGGCUCACAGACAGCACGGAGGCCAAUCACACACCCAGCAAGAGGAAGUCCAACUGCUGCUGAUGCUCCGACUGAAGCUAAAACACAACAGCACCCUGAAGAUGAGACUGAACUGAAACAUGAACUCAGCUUUGCUCACUGUGGAUAUCAGCAACUAGACCUUGUAAAAAAAAUGUCGUAUCAACCAAAUGAUCUUGUAUUUGUGGCCUGAGGGGAAGUUAGUUUGACAUAAUAAAGUCUUAAGUUGAAGCUGUGAAGAUGUCAGUCAGCAGAAUGAGCAGCUCCGCUCUGUGAACAUUUAUCAAAAGAUAAUUCUCCUCUUCAUCUUUUAUUAAACUGCACCUUGUCGUCCCUUUAAUCAACACGCCUCCGUCUUUCUGUCUGAAGCAACAUGUUUCUCUGCUUGCUGGUCAAAAUGUCAGCACCGGCUCUAAUGCAUUUUUGUUUGGUUUCCUCAGCGUCAUGUGUCUCUGCUGCUAAUGUGAUGCGUACGCUGGCUCCCAUGACCGCGCUCAUACCCACAAUGCAUCGCUCUCCGCUGACAUAAGGGUUCUCAUGAUGUUAAAAAAGGAGGGAUUGUUUGCUGGGACAGAAAAGAGCAGCACGUUACAUCUGAGGCUAACUGAUUAACCCACUCAAGUCGGGUCAGACAGGAGGAAGGAAUGUGUGUUUUAAUGAGCCUGCUUAUGCUUUCAAACAGAAAUAUACUUAACAUUUAUACAAUUGUAAAUAAACUGGUUUUGAUCACUGUGUUGCCCUUGUGUUGAAAUAAAACAGUGUAAACAGCAGAAAACUUGGUGAAUUCUUCACAUUCUUUCUCCCAGCGAAUCAUAAUUUCUACCGUGAAGAAACGCACGCACACAAUCAGACGCACAUCACGUGUUCAGAGCGCCGGCUUGUUUCCCAAAUCAGUACGAACAAGACUCUGAACAAGAGUGUAUAAUAUGAACACUUUUAUUAAAGGGAUCACAGGUAGAAAAGGUCAUCAGCAGUGCCAGAGACAUCAUUUCUCCUCCAUCUGCCGAGAACCGAUCACAGCCUCGCUGAGGAAGACGCAGUAUCUUAACCUGGCAGGAGACGUAAAACCGAGUACUCAAAAACCAUACUUAUUUAAAACAAUAUAGGUAUUAUGGGACCAUGAUACUUUUGCACACUGCAGAAUGAAGCACACCAUUGAAUACCAGCUCUGCUUGUUUACACUGUGGCAAAAAAAAAAAAAA
Acanthopagrus latus (yellowfin seabream) is the source of this 2675-nucleotide messenger RNA. RefSeq names its product RAB34, member RAS oncogene family b (gene rab34b). Gene Ontology annotation, biological process: phagosome-lysosome fusion; endocytosis. The transcript has 11 exons. Lineage: Eukaryota; Metazoa; Chordata; Actinopteri; Spariformes; Sparidae. Gene Ontology annotation, molecular function: GTP binding; GTPase activity. The record is from RefSeq and is a predicted model, not a curated record. Bases 688 to 1518 code for a protein of 276 amino acids.